AUGACUGUCAAGACUAUCAUGACUGCUUUUAUAGCAGCGCUCUUACUGGCAGGUUCUGAGGCCGGUCCAUGUAAACCGAGACCCAGGACGACUAAUAUCUUGACUACGGUGGAAAUCACGUCUUCUUCCACCAAGGCAACAAGUACUACUGAGGCAGGUCUCUCAACGACCGACAUUUCCUCUACUGGUUACUUGAUCUUUACUACCGACCAGGCAGAGAGCACCAGCGAGACGUCGACUGAGUCAAAGGAUACUACUACUACUCCUGCUCCCGUGAUUUCAACAACGGAGACCUCCUCAAGUAUAACCCUGACUUCGUCUGUUAUCGAGAGCAGUGUGGAGCCAACCGCUACAACAGAAGACGCUAUGACUACUGCGGUUUCAAUUACUUCGACGGCAGAAUUAAGCUCUACUAUCAUCGAGAGCCGCGCGGAUACACCAACCAUUUCAGAGGACACUACUGCUACCAUUAUCGCUGUUUUAACUACAGAGGUCUCUCUAACCAGAGAACUGACCUCUGAGACGAUUGAGAGUUGCACUGAGGAAUCCACUACUACAGAAGCCUCUUUCAUUACCACACUUUCAACUUCGGCUCCGGAACUAAGCCUUACUGUUAUCGAGAGCAGCACUGAAGUAUCCACCGUUACAGAAGACGCCACUACUACCACCAUUUCUGCCCUAGAAACCUCUUCAGCUGUAGACAUUAGCACCACCAUUGUCGAAAGUAGCACCGAGAUAACAACCUCGUCACAAGAACCCACGGCUACAGUGUCUAUCUCAACUACAGUGCUAAUCCCCACCACCACCGAGAGUACAACAACUUCUGAAGUCACCACCACGACUACUACGGAAGCAGCUGGUCCUCCCACGCUCGUUAAUCUUGGGUUCGACGAUACUACAGAGCCCUGGUCUGUCACACAACCCAAUCUCGUCUCACUAUCCCUCGACAACAACAUCAAGCACGAUGGCAGAAGCUCUGCGCGCAUGAGCUUCUCCACCGCCGGCGGGUCGACAAGCUACAUCUCCCAGGCGUAUUCUUCGCCUGCUCAAGCUGGGGUUGGAUAUCCAGCUUCCGCGUGGGUCCGCCCUGGACCUGGAUGCACCAUCGCGGUGCUGGGUUGCGCUUAUGGCAAUGCAGGAUUAUUCUCUGGGCGGCGAACCCUCGUCGUUACGGCGACGACAACACAGCCGGGUACGAUCAAUCAGUGGCAGGAGAUAUCGUAUACAUGUACGUAUACUCAAAGCCAGAUCGAUCAGGGUGGUUUGGCUCUCAAUAUUGGGUUUAUGUGCAUAUCAGGCUCCGAAGCCUGGAUUGAUUCGGUUACAUUUUCCGGACAAUAA
Molecule: messenger RNA, 1341 nt
Organism: Fusarium oxysporum Fo47
Lineage: Eukaryota; Fungi; Ascomycota; Sordariomycetes; Hypocreales; Nectriaceae
Exons: 1
Coding region: 1-1341 (446 amino acids)
Source: RefSeq, a predicted model, not a curated record